CCCCCACGCCUCCUCCUCCUCCCUAGCCGCGGGCAGCAGCAGCCAGCAUCUCCCCCCGCCCGUGACGCGAGCUCCAUCCCCACAGCCCCCUCCAGACGCUCCUCGCCGCUGCUGCCCUCGCGGUGCGCAGCGCGCUUCGCCUCCUCCGCCCGACAACUUCGCAGUGCGCGGGGCGUCUCGGACGACCCCCCAAGCGGAGUUGCUCGCUGGGUCAGGAAUCGUCGCGGGGUCCACGCUGCGCAGGCGAUUGGAGAUCCUCCCGCAGCAGCUACCGCAGCAGCUGCUGUCGGCGAGCGCCUAUUAAGGGCCACGCGCGUUGGUGGCGGCGCCGCUGCCGCUGUGGCCCUCCUCCUCCUCCCUCCUCCUCCCUCCCCCAGCCCACAGCAGCAGCAGCAGCCUGCGUUGGUGCCAAGCGGUGGAGUCGAGCGCGGAGCGACCUCCCGACGUGCACGGCUGGCCACGCAGGGCGCGAAGAGAAGUCCUAGGCGGAGCAGGGCGAAGGGGACGCGGCGGGGUGGAGAGAGAGGACCUCUGAUGCCGGUGUCCGUGUUGGAUUCUGGUGUCUGACAUUCUCUCUCCGCUGCUGGCUUCGAGCCAUCGUCGUCGUCAGCGAUGGAUCUGCUGCUGCUGCUGCUGGGCUCCGCGUGGCUGUGCGCCGAGGCGGCUCCCGUCUCCGAGGAGCCGUGCUCGUGGACGGGCAGCGGGCUCUCCCAGAAUCCACGCUCCGUCUCGCAGAUCUACCUGCACUGCACCCAGGGCUCCGUGGACUGGCUCUACCCGCAGGGAGCCCUGCAGAUCCAGCUACCCGUGCCCCCGCCGCCUUCCCCGGCGGCGACGGCGCCGGCGACGGCGCCGGGCGACCCGGGCGCCGGCGAGGCGUCGCUGUGCGCGCGGGCGGCGCGAGGCUCCCGCGGCGCCAGCGUGUUCGCCGAGCGGCCCUGGGGCCUGGAGCUGCUGCUGGCGGAGGCGGAGGCCCCGGGGAGGGUGCGCUGCACGCCGCUGCCCCUGGGCCGGAUCUACGUGCAGGCGGCGCCGCAGGCCGACAUCAGCCGCCACGUCGCGCGCUUCCGCUUCGAGCUGCGCGCCGCCGGAGACGCCAACGGCGUGGACGCCGGGCGCGACGAGUGCCGGCCCUGCACGGACGCCGAGAUCCUGCGGUCGGCUUGCAGCAGCGACUUUGUGAUCGGGGGCCACAUCCAGAGCGUGCACCCGGACCGCGACGCCGACGAGGCCGUCAUCGCCGUGCGGGUGGCGCGCGUCUACCGGCACCGGGGGGACGUCGACCACCGCCUCCGCCGUCUCCUCCUCCCCCCCCCCGCCGGAGAUCUCGGCGUCGGCAACGCGACCGGCGCCCGGGAGCCGCCGCCGCCGCUGCUGCUGGUGCGGACCCCGCUGCGCUGCGGGGCGCGAGCCGGCCGCGGCGAGUUCCUGCUCGCCGGCUCGCUGCACUUCGGCCGGCCGCGGCUCGACUGCGCGCCGCGCCUCCCCGACUUCCGCCGAGCGUACGAGCGCGCCGCCGGCGCCGGCCCCUGCGAGAUCGACGUCGGCUAGGACCCGCGGCGCCGCCGCCGCCGCCGUCGCCGCCGUCGCCCCCCUCCUCCUCGUAAUCGUCCGCCCCGCGCGGUUUUGUUGAGCGGCCGACCGGAGCGCCUCACCCCCUCGUCUCCUGCUGGGGAGUCGCCGCCGACGCCGAGACGCUGCCCGCCCCCCCGGUGGACGCUGCCCGCCCCCCCGGUGGACGCUGCCCAUGCGGAACCGUUGGGUGCUCGCGAGCCGCGGUGCGCGUGCCGCACGACGUGGCGAGCAAUCGCCGACUCGCCGUACGGAGUUUGCCAUCGACAAAGUUCGCGAUGGGUUUGGCGUCUCCUGUGUGUGUGUGUGUAUAUAUCCGGGCUACGGCUCCAGCAGGAAACGUGAACGCUUCCCGGCAAAGAGACACCGUUUGUAGCGAACAAGACAGAAUAACAGGAUUGUGCCAUUAAUGGGAAUGUGGAAUUUUCCGCGAUUGGCCAGGGACCAUCAGUGGACACAAGCAAGCAUCGCCCAACAUCCGAUUUAACACUGCGCCUCUCACUUUAUUUUGCAUUGUGAACAGUACGGUCAGCAUUGGGACUGCCGAUGCAACUUUCUUCGUGAACAAAAGCAACUCGCGUCUUCUUGGCAUUCAAUAUAAACGAGACUGCAAGCCGCUGCUGCUACCGCCGCCGCCAACUAUGAUUGAGCCACAUGCGAUGAGCAUCGUGCAAACAACUCGGGCGAUGGAGAGGGCGCGCCCUGCACGACGGUUUGCGGUCAUCGCCAGCUCAGCCCCGAGGUGGAAAGUAGCUCAAAGGAGAGGGCGAAUUCGUUGGAGGGCGGUGGGGGGGGUGAAAGGGAGGUGGGGGGGGGGCACCCACGGGAGUAGCUGUGGGGAGCGAUGGGGUUUUUAUAGCGCGCGAAGGGCUCCUAAAGAACGCGCUGUGCCCGUGCUCGCAGCUGACAUUUUUGAGCGAAUGGAGAAAUCGGAAUCGAGCGACAGCUUUUCCAAGAAGAGCGCCGUGAUUAUUGUGUUUUGGCUAUAUAUUUUUUUUUAUUUACAGGGGUGACCCGGGCUGCGGCUGCGGCGGCGGUUACGGCGUCUUAAAGUUUCGCAAAACCUGCUCGGCAGCAUAAUGGAGCAAUGCACAAAAAGAAAAAUGCCAUGAAAGCUUCGACGGCAUUAAUAACUGACAAACGA
Molecule: messenger RNA, 2716 nt
Organism: Petromyzon marinus (sea lamprey)
Lineage: Eukaryota; Metazoa; Chordata; Hyperoartia; Petromyzontiformes; Petromyzontidae
Product: meteorin-like
Molecular function (GO): hormone activity
Source: RefSeq, a predicted model, not a curated record